This is a messenger RNA of Neogale vison (American mink), 4446 nucleotides long. It is a transcript of the gene FAM78B, whose product is annotated as family with sequence similarity 78 member B. NCBI's taxonomy places the organism in Eukaryota, Metazoa, Chordata, Mammalia, Carnivora, Mustelidae. The record is from RefSeq and is a predicted model, not a curated record. The transcript is spliced from 3 exons. Bases 191 to 976 code for a protein of 261 amino acids.
CCCCGCGCGGCGGCCGGAGGAGGGGGCUUCCCCGGAGGAUGCCCGGCGGCGGCUCCCCGCUCCCGGGCGCUAGCUGAGCCGGACCCGGAGCGGGCGGCGCGUCGCCAUGCCGGCGUGACGGGCGCCCCCGGCUGCCCGCGCGGGCCCCCGCGCUGCCCCACGCCGCGCCGCGCCGGCGCCGGGCGGCAGGAUGGGCUGUAUCCAAAGCAUCACCUGCAAGGCGCGGAUCCGGCGCGAGAACAUCGUGGUGUACGAUGUGUGCGCCACCAUCGACCAGUGCCCCACGCGCAUCGAGGAGACCUCGCCCAUCGUCCUGCGCUACAAGACCCCCUACUUCAAAGCCUCGGCCCGCGUGGUCAUGCCCCCCAUCCCCCGCCACGAGACCUGGGUGGUGGGCUGGAUCCAGGCGUGCAACCAGAUGGAGUUCUUCAACACCUACAGCGACCUGGGCAUGUCAAGCUGGGAACUACCUGACUUGAGGGAAGGGAGAGUAAAAGCCAUCAGUGACUCAGAUGGGGUGAGCUACCCUUGGUACGGGAACACCACGGAAACUGUGACCCUGGUUGGUCCCACGAACAAGAUCUCCAGGUUCUCCGUCAGCAUGAAUGACAACUUCUACCCAAGUGUGACGUGGGCAGUGCCAGUGAGUGACAGCAAUGUACCACUGCUCACAAGGAUCAAGAGGGACCAAAGUUUCACUACCUGGCUGGUGGCCAUGAAUACCACCACGAAGGAGAAGAUCAUUCUACAGACCAUCAAGUGGAGGAUGAGGGUGGACAUUGAGGUGGACCCUCUUCAGCUCUUGGGGCAACGGGCUCGGCUGGUGGGCAGGACUCAGCAGGAGCAGCCCCGGAUCCUGAGCCGGAUGGAACCCAUCCCCCCUAAUGCACUAGUGAAACCCAAUGCCAACGAUGCCCAGGUCCUCAUGUGGAGGCCCAAGCGAGGACCACCUCUGGUUGUGAUCCCUCCUAAGUAGACACAGACUUGCCUGACUGUGUGUGGAACACAUGGCGCUAUGACACGCAGUGAGGUUGCCAGGGGUGGCAGGAGCCAAACUGAGUUUCUGAGCCAAAGCAGACCUCUUGGUUUGCCAGCCUUUGCAGCCACUUAAGAAGAGCAGGCCUGCUUCUGGGGCGGCAGAACCAUAAUCCUUAGGAAAAGUCCCUUCCUUUUAGGAAUAAAGAAAUCACUGAUUUGACAGACUUGCUGCGAUUACCAUGCAAGUAGCCAUAUUUCGGAGCUGACCAGGAUGAUUCUUUUACCUGAACUAUUGACCAUUUCUUUCCUGUGAGAUGCAGGGGAUGGAAACAAAAUUAAACAGUGCCUAUGGCAAAUGCUGCUUUCCAACCAAUUAGAAGUGGGAGUGAAAACAUCCACACCAGGUGUCACCUGGUAGGACAAGGCACGUCCGGCAAGCAGAACCACAUGGCAGAGACUAAAGAGGAGGAAGGAGCCAUGGCUGGUGGUUCUAGAAGUGGAAGACCUGGACAGCUGAUUUCCCAUGAAAAUGAGUGCCAUUCUGUCUCCUCGCCGUCCUGUCACCCCAUGACCUGUAGCCCCUCCUAUCCCACGACGGGUCAUGCAGCACUCCCCAUGGACUGGCUGGGCUGGCUGCUCAGCCCUCGGUGGGCUGCGCUGAAAUGGGAGCUGUGCCUGCCGUAUCUUUGUGUGUGAAAAGAUUGGGUCCAUCCAGAUCUCAAGUCCAUCCCUGACCCUCUAAGUGAAGCUGCCCAGGGAGAAAGAGCUGGUCAACCUGGACUUCAGACACCUAACAUGGCCCAGCCCUGGUUUCCAAACUCUUGCCUUCCUUCCCUACGCUUUUGGGUGGGAAACGGUGGGAAGGCGUGUCUCCCCUUUUCCUCCCUUCUCCAUGUCGGGGGGCCAAUGUGGAUACUCUUCUCGAGAUUUCUCUGAUCCGUGGAGCCGGGGCCGAAGCAGUCCUGCUCCCCUGGCAUGACCAGGCUGGGUGUCUUCAGGGGACCAAGGGCAAAGUGCAUGUCAGCAGGACUGAUGGGGAAAGGGGAGAGCCACCCUAAGAGGGCAAAACCGUGUGCAUUGUUUUAUUUAUUGGGUUAUUGAUUGGCUUGCUUUCUGGUUGAUUCGUUUAGAAAAUAUGUAUUUAUUAUACAGCAGAAAAUCCACUUCCAUCUUUGAGGCAUUCAGCCCCAGAAUCUGUCUUCUUGGCCCCGUAGAGCACAGUGAGUGACUCCUCUCUGAAGCCACAGAAGAAAGGGCGGGAAUUCUCUCUCUCUACCCAAACACUUCCACCCCAACCUGAUUUUCAGCCAGAAGUAGGGUUAGAAACCACCAGUUCUAGUCAUGGUAAAGCCACACAAAUCAGCAAACAGAAGGUCAGCUGUCCAAGUAGAAGCUCCCAGCAGCCCGUCCCCUCUCCCCGGCCCUCUAUGCAUUGGGGGGGGGGGGCAUCUCGGAUCUAGACUUCUCCUUCUGCUCUGGGGCUGCCUUCCAAAGGCCGCAUGCACAUGAGAGAUGCCUGAGGAGUUUAAAAACCAUCCAUACCCGGUCCCCUCCCCAAUUCAUUACAGCAGAAUCUGGGGCUACAGCCUGGACGUGGGCGUUUUUAAAAGUACCCGUAUGAUCCCAAUGUGAAGCUAGGCUUGGGAAGCGCUUCUAGUGUUUUUUCCCUUCAUCCCUCCCAUCCAUUCACAUCCUUUAUCCUCUACUUCCGAAGCUUUCUGCCUCGCCAAGAAUGGGAGCGGCCACUGGGAAUGAGAAAUCUCUUCCCACUUCUCCAGCCCCUCCUCCUCACUCAACCUACCCGUCCGGUCAACCAGCCUGAGUAGAUCCCCAGAGAGUUGGCAGGUCCCAGCAUUUUGCACCCCAAGGCUGGUGCCUGCACCCAGCCCAGGGGCUCUCAAACCGUGUCCAGCUUUCCUAGGAACAGAAACCUACUCCCCACCAGAUUCUCUCUCCACCUGCCCUGGACUGCCCAACUCCAGAGGUUUAAAGGGCACUUUGGUGACUCCAAAUCUCAAUCCUGAUGGGAAGGCCUGUGCUGAGUGCUGUUAACGCCGGCCGUUUCUGCAGAGCCGCCCGAAGUGAAUGAGGGCGACGGUGACAGAGGAAGGAGUCUCAUCCCCCCGAGCCAAUCCUUCCCCCCAACAACAGCGCGGCAUCCAAAUCCCAAAGGGCUGAGAAGUGACAUCUCCCUCUUUGCACUUACAAGCUCUCCAUUGCUGAGUGUGAGUGAAUGCGUGUGUGAAUGUGUGCAUGUGUGUGAUGUUCAUGUGCUGCAUAAAACCAUCGAGAUCUAUAGAGAUGUGCCAUGUUCACAGUGGGCCCAGGUGAAUUCUGUAUUAGAUAUAUACACCAGAAUUCUGUAUUAGGUAUAAACAAACUGUUUUACACACACACACACACACACACACACACACACAGCGCCUAGGGAAACCUGGGAUGUGGGAGGAGGUGUCUUUAGUACUCCAUCUCCCUCAUCGGGUAAUUUCCUGGGGCGAGUACUAGUCCACACACACCCUCCGCUGCCCAGCCUGUCCACUCCUGUGUCCCACCAAGCCUUCAUUCCUCCGAUCCCCAUUAGACAGAAUGUCCCUGCCCUACGUCCCAUCUCUCAGGGUCCUCCUCUCUGACAGGUGACAGACGGUUCAGUCGGUGGGUGCUAAAGAGUUGAGUGUUAUCCCUUCCAGGUGACAUGUAUGUUUUAAUUGGGGCUACAGGUAAUGCCUUAAUCCAAAGGAGAGGCUCUCACGGUGGGCAUCUCGGGCACAGCAGUGGGCCAGUACGGGAGAUUAUCUUUUAUCAGGGGAGCUUUUUAGAGCACCCCCCAACCCUACCUAUCUCUAAGAUCAACCCUUCAUAAGUACAUGAGCACAAGAAAGGACACGGAUCUAAGUACAAUUUCCAGAAUGCUGACACACGUCCCUUGUGUUGGCCCAAAGUUUGCAAAUGAAAAAAAUUAGAAGAAGGAACAGCUAAAUUAAUUGAAACCUCACUGGGAAAUGUAGCCUCUAUUUCACUGGCCGCCAGCCCCUGGCCCACCCCCACCUUUGUUCCAUCUCCCUUCUGCUCCUUCUCUUUUCUACGACCACCCCCAUCCGUUAAUUUACCCGAAAGUUUCCUCUCUGUGUCCCCCUCCCCUUCCCCCUCCAACAAAUGUAUUUCCUUCCCUCACUGUUUCCUGUUUGGAAUUGUGCUGUUUUUCGGUGUUGUCUGGACAAAGAGCAGGUGAAAAGCAUGAGCAUGUGUGUAUCGCUUGGAAGAAAGAGAAACCAGGUAUUCUGCUGUAGUUUGGAGAAAAAGCCACCGGAGGAAGAGACGAAAGUUGGCUCUGCAGAGUGCCUUAAAAAUGACUUUAAUUAGGAAAUUCUGAAUCGUCAGUCUUUGGAUGUUACAUAAACUCAAACAGAUGUUGCAUUUCACGUCUCUGGGAUUAAAAAAAGUUAAAUACAGUAUGUAUUCAACAACAAA